Molecule: messenger RNA, 1530 nt
Organism: Magnusiomyces paraingens
Lineage: Eukaryota; Fungi; Ascomycota; Dipodascomycetes; Dipodascales; Dipodascaceae
Exons: 1
Coding region: 1-1530 (509 amino acids)
Molecular function (GO): glutamine synthetase activity
Source: RefSeq, a predicted model, not a curated record
AUGGCUGACUUGCAAUCCAUGGACACUGAAGCUCUUAGAGCCUAUUUCUUAAACGAACUGCGUGACGAUCCCUACAUCAAGGUUGCAGCUCUUGACAAUGACGGCUUGCUACGCGGCAAAACUUUUUCUCAAAAAAGGUUUUUUUCGAUCAUUUCCAAAGAAAAUGACCAAUUUGGAAUGUGCUCGGCAAUCUAUGGAUUAGAUUCGCAUGAUCAUGUUUACGAAGACCAGCCUUUAACUGAACUUUUUAAUCAAGGGUUCCCUGAUUCUCAUGCAGUCAUUGAUUUCAAGUCCUUUAGAAGAAUCCCUUGGGAGUACUCCGAAAGUGAAAACAUUGAAGAUCUUAUAAACGACAAACCUCCCGUAAAGAAAAACAUGCCUCUUUUUUUGGCCAAAAUGUUGCAUCCAAAAACUCGUGAACCAAUGGUACCAGACCCACGCACGUUGAUUGACACAAUUGCCAAACGAAUUGCUACUUCUACAGCUUUUACAUGUUCCAAUUCGUCAGUAGUGGCCCCAUACGCAGGCAUUGAAAUUGAAAUCUUACAUUACCUCGAAACCCACAAGUCAUUGGUCUCCAAAAACUUUGUCAACUUGGAACCAUUGACCCACGGUAAACAUGCCUUCUCCUUAACACGCAUGGGACUCAACUUGGACUACCAGCGUGAACUACUCAAGGCCGCAAAGAAGUUGCGGGUAGGGAUCGAGGCAUGGCACACCGAGUCUGGGCCAGGCGUUUACGAGGCUGCACUUGGGUACUGUGAUGCACGCGAGCUUUCCGACAAUAUGGCCAUGUUCAAGUUGGCUGCCAAAACUGUGGGUGCACAGUAUGGAAUUAUCCCCUGUUUCAUGGCCAAGCCUGACCAGAAACAUGCUGGAAACUCUGGUCACAUGCACAUUUCCCUUAUGGAAGUUAUUACCAAUUCCAGUGACGGAUCCAAGAGCCUUCAUAACUUGUUUGGGCGCUCAGAACGUGACACUUUGGCAGCAUGGCCCGAUAUUGAGUACUUGAGCGAUACGGGGCGUCAUUUUCUGGCAGGUAUUUUGGCCGGGCUUCCAUGGGUAACGCCCCUUCUUUUGCCUACUAUUAAUUCGUACAAACGACUGGUUGCCGAGUUUUGGGCUCCUGUAUCAGUUUCGUGGGGGUGGCAGAGUCGCUCGGCUAGUAUUCGGUUGGUAAUUGAUCCAGAGGCCCCUCAAAGUACUCGAUUCGAGGUCCGGACUCCUGGCGCAGAUGUGGUCCCACAUUUGGCGCUUUCUGCACUGUUUGCACUCGGCUUAUAUGGUAUUGAGCAAAAACUGGAGCUUACUAUUCCACCAAUCAAGGAUAAUGAUCAUACUCCGUUUGAAAUGCUUCCUCGUACUUUACACAGUGCAACUGAACGCUUUGAGGCCAAAAACUCUUUAGCGCGGGUGGUUUUGGGAGAUGAGUUUGUGGACCAUUACGCGAAAACUCGUUGGAAUGAGUGUAAGCUUUGGGACGACGCCGUCACAAAUUGGGAAAUUGAACGGUACAUGGAGAUUAUAUAG